CCUUUUGCUCAUCUCGUCCCAACGGCGCAAAAGACGCCAAAAUAUGCUCAAAUCAACCUACCAACCGUCCAGCUCACCCCUUCCCCCACUACCACCAGGCUGGACCGAGCACAAGGCGCCAACAGGUCACACGUACUACUUCAACCAAGCAACCCAAACUUCGACGUACACGCGCCCAGCUUCUGCUCCCGGCGUUGUCGCCGAGCACAAUCCCCAUGCCAGCUUCCAGCAAUAUUCUGCCGUCCCGAACCUCGCCGACCCCGCUGUCGCCAACGCCUGGCAGGCACAGUAUAACCCCCAGGCGCAAACCCAGCCAGAGCGCCCGCGCUUUGGAGGCCGAGGUGGUCACCAUGGAGCACCAGACGCGAGGAACCGCCCGCGCCCUGAACCGCGCGACAAACCGAGAUCCAAGGUAGCCAUUCCCGGGUGCGAGCCCUGGAUUCUGGUGUACACAAAAUACGGCCGGCGGUUUGCCUACAACCCCGUCAAGAAAGCAAGUUUCUGGCGCAUACCCGAGAAGGUCAUGAAGAGGAUAUUGGAUCUGGACAUACAAAGCAUCCAAGAGAAGGCUGGAGCGGUGGUGAAAGGCGAUGGUUUGGAGCCGAUAGUGGACAAGGAGAGGCAAGCACAAGCCGUAGUACAAGAGGAGCUGGAACAGGAACAGGAGCAAGAAGAGUUCGGCUCAGAUUACGAAGAGGUGGAGGUCACAGACGAGGAAGAUAUGAACGCUAGAGAGGUCGACGAAGACAACGAACAUGCCUCGAAGCGCCAGCGUAUCGAAGACCAGGACCAACCCUUUCCUGUCGAGUUCAGCGAGGAAGACAUUGCGUUCCAAUUGCAAGCCAUGGGUGCCGACUACGGCUUGGAACCAGGCGAAUACGAUGACGGAGACCCCUCAGCCUGGCCUGAAGGAGCUGAGGGGAUUCCACUGUCCGAUGUAGACACGCAGAACCUCUUCAAGGACCUGUUGUCCGAUUACGGCAUCAGCCCCUUCUCGCCUUGGGAGAAGAUCAUCGAGGACGGCAAGAUUGUCGAAGAUCCGCGGUACACGGUGCUUACAUCCAUGAAGGCGCGACGCGAAGUCUGGGAGGAAUGGUCUCGAGAACGGAUCGCCGUCAUCAAGGAGCGGCGGGCCAAAGAGGAGAAGAGGGACCCCCGGAUCCCGUACAUGGCCUUCCUGCAGGAGAAGGCCAACACCAAGCUGUACUGGCCCGAGUUCAGGCGCAAGUACAAGAAAGAGCCCCCGAUGCGAGACAUGGCAUUGAGCGAUAAGGAGCGUGAGAAGUGGUAUAGGGAGUACGUGUCUCGCUUGAAGAUGCCUCAGGAUACGCUCAAGAAGGACCUGACGGCUCUGCUCAGAAGCAUACCGGCCAAGGACCUGAACAACAAAACCUUGCUCGAAAGCCUGCCGCCACAAGUUCUCGCCGACGUCCGUUUCAUAAGCCUGGACCCGCAAACCAGGAAUCCGCUUGUCGAAGGGUACAUUUCUACGCUGGACCCGCCACCCGAGGUCGAAGAAGUGAUAGAAGACGAGACAGUUCGAAAGAGCCGCCAUGAGCGGGCCAAGAGGGAGAGAGCGCUUGCCGACAGGGAACGUGUUGUCGCUGAGGAGAAGAGGCGACAACAAAGACAACUGGCGCACGGGCGGGCGAUUCUGAGAGAAGAGGAGAUGGAGCUGGAACGGGCCAUGCGAGUGGACAAGAAGGGAUUGCAGAGUCAGUUGAUGGCUGUCAGGGAGAAAGACAGCGAGAGCAAUCACUAAACUGGACAGUGCGGGCAAGGAAGGUACCACUGUAUUGAUACCCAAAUAUGAAAUUG
Pseudomassariella vexata is the source of this 1818-nucleotide messenger RNA. RefSeq lists its product as uncharacterized. The coding region runs from base 44 to 1762 and encodes 572 amino acids. The record is from RefSeq and is a predicted model, not a curated record. The transcript has a single exon. Gene Ontology annotation, cellular component: nucleus. Gene Ontology annotation, molecular function: RNA polymerase binding; transcription coregulator activity. NCBI's taxonomy places the organism in Eukaryota, Fungi, Ascomycota, Sordariomycetes, Amphisphaeriales, Pseudomassariaceae.